Messenger RNA from Arabidopsis arenosa, 1046 nucleotides. NCBI's taxonomy places the organism in Eukaryota, Viridiplantae, Streptophyta, Magnoliopsida, Brassicales, Brassicaceae. The record is from the annotation of a GenBank genome assembly.
GCCACCAUUGUUACAUAAGUCUUCUUCACUCGUCACUACGGAUUCAGCCAUUAAGUAAAAAUCUCUGUAACUAACUAACUAAUCACAGAAGAAGAGAGAUCUUUGAAGCAACAACAAUGGCCGCCACAAUCAUCACCGUCGUCUUCAGCCUCAUACUCGCGAUCACCUUCUCCUCCUCUUCCUCCGCCGUAUCCGCGACGCAGCAGGCACCAUCGUCUUCUCCACCGAUCCCGACUUGUACGGAGGAGCUCGUCAUGUUCUCUCCUUGCCUUCCUUACGUCUCCGCUCCACCAAACAACAUGUCAGAGACUCCGGAUCCUAUUUGCUGCUCGGUUUUUACCUCCUCCGUUCAUUUUAGCGCCGGAAACUGCCUCUGUUAUCUUCUCCGGCAGCCGAUGAUCCUUGGAUUCCCGUUGGAUCGAUCUAGAUUGAUUUCUCUUUCCCAGAUCUGUACCGAUCAGAAUUCCGACGAAUCUUUCGAAUCUCUCUGUUCGCUAUCAGAAUCGCCGGAGCUUCCGCCGCUUCAGAGUAUUCAGUUCACAAAUCCGUUUGUUUCCGGUAAUCACGAUUCCGCUUCUCCUCCAUCAGUCGGCUUAGCCCCGGAAGUUUCACCAAGCUCCGAUCAAUUCUCACCGGAAACAGCCACCAUAGCACCACCACCACCACCAACAGACUCACAAUACAUCUCAAGCGGCUAUCAUAAGAUCAGAAACUUCUGGUUCCAAUCGACUAUCAUCAUGACUUUUGCCACUUCAAUUCUCACUCGUAUCUGAACGGUAUAAAGCUCUCUGUGCUUAUUACUGCUUAGGUUUACUUCAUUGAUACUUAGAUUUUACCAUUGGGAUUGUGUCAAAGUCUUCCCUAUGUAGAAACACAAACAAAGCUACUUUUGUGCUACUAUUAGUCUAUUAGUUAGAUUGUUUCUGCUGUGACUGGUGUCUCCUUUUAACACGGAUGAUAUAUAGUAGAGGAAGAUGUUUAGGUUUACAUUUCAUUACUUGUUGCUUCAUACACGCAAUAAGGGAAAAGAAAAGUUAUCAUUUCAA